Nasonia vitripennis (jewel wasp) is the source of this 5659-nucleotide messenger RNA. Its product is annotated as large proline-rich protein BAG6. The transcript has 22 exons. Gene Ontology annotation, cellular component: BAT3 complex. The record is from RefSeq and is a predicted model, not a curated record. NCBI's taxonomy places the organism in Eukaryota, Metazoa, Arthropoda, Insecta, Hymenoptera, Pteromalidae. The coding region runs from base 579 to 3806 and encodes 1075 amino acids. Gene Ontology annotation, molecular function: polyubiquitin modification-dependent protein binding; misfolded protein binding.
GAGAAUAGAAGACAGACACCGCUGCAUGUUUCGCGAGUCGCGAAUUUUUCGUGAAAAAAUAAGAUAAGCAGCGGACCAAGUCGAUCGUGCAGCAGUCUUAUACGACAUAUAACAAUCCAGCAGAUCUAUACAAAGACCAAAAAUAAUAUCAGUACUCCAUAGAGAUCGCGCGUACGCGCAUAAAAUCCUGCUCAGUGCUCUCUCGACCGCAUAUCGCGUGCGUUGUAAAGUAAGAUCGACGUCACACAUUUAUCAUCUCCGCAUAUCGCAGUCGAGAAAAUGCGCGCCGCGACUAGCGAGUGAUACCUAUACCAAUAUCCGCGAGCGAGCUUCGAGAGGCAUAUUUCUACGCGUUCGUCUAUUUCCGAGAAUCUAGCGCCCGCGCGCGCAUCAGCACCACCGCCGAGCGGACCUAACCUCAAAGAGAAAGAUUUUCCUCCCAGAGAGUAGAGGACAUCGUCGUGUUUGCAUGAGUGUCGUAUACGAGAGCCCAGUGCCGCUGUUAUAUUUUUUUCAAGUAGUAGAUUUCUAUCUUGUUCUGAGGCGGGCCAGAUAGGCUACUCCACUACGUCGCAAAAAUGCUUGAAAUAACAGUGAAGACCUUGGAUUCGCAGAAUCACAACUUCACCGUUGACGACGAUAUCACUGUACGUGGCUUCAAGGAUCACAUCGCAGAAACGGUUGCUGUAGCUGCGGAAUCACAGAGAUUGAUCUACUAUGGCAGAGUCUUGCAGGAUGAUAAAAAACUCAAUGAUUACGGUAAUAUCAAUGGAAAGGUUAUACAUUUGGUGCAACGAGCUCCACCACAACCUGAAUCACGCAGCAGUAAUAACGAUGGCCAAAGACAAAAUAACAGCGUACCGGUAGGCAGGAUAUAUAGAAGCCAUGUUCACCCAAAUGCAAUGUACUUGAGUGCAAUGUUACCUACAGAAGUUGUUGAAGGUCCUGGGUUACCAACACCUCAGCUAAGCAACACUCUAUCCAACAGUCGGUUGGUUUCUGCAAGGCGUAUGCUGAACAGAACUAUACAGUUAAUGGAUCGUUUAGAUGAUCCAUCUGUGCCUCUCCAUUCUAGCCCUACAGAAAGCAAUGCUUCAGAAUCAGGACCUCCGACUUCAGCACCAGAAGAAACAGAUCAAGACAGUAAUGUAAAUGGUAAUAUAAACAAUACCAGGAACAGAAUGGUACAAGCAGCCUCGGAAAUAGCUGCUGCUUUUUCUGCAGCAGCUCUCAUCAAUAUUAGAUUGUCGCGUGAUAAUGGUGAAAAUGGAGGAAACGUGGCAGGUUCAGUGAAUGUAAUUGACCCAAGUCAAAUGGAGCAGACUGCUCAGGCUUCAGCUCAACCAAUGGAGUCUGAAGCAUCAGAGCCACAAAGAUCGGAACCACAAACAUCAGAACCAAAAACUUCGGAAACCAGUAAGUCAGAAAAAGAAAAGGCAGAACCAGGAAGAUCAGAGUCUGCAAGACCAGAGACUCAACGGCCAGAAGCAGAAAGAUUAGGAUCGCAAAGGGCUGAUGCUUCAACAAGCAACAAUAAUGAUAAUCAAAACGCAAGCAGACGAUCAACUCCUCAAGUUCCUCGCCCACCCCAAAUGGCUGAAUUAUUAGAAAGAUUAGUCAAUACCCAAGAUCGACUUAGGCCGUACAUUGAACGCUAUCGUGUAUUAAUGUUGGCCGAUCCUUCUCUUACGCCGGGAAGUGGGCCUGAAGGAGUUGCAGAAAAUCAGAGGAUAGUAGACGGCGUGAGCGAGUGUUUGCAUUAUUUAUCACACGCUUGUCAUGCAUUGAGUGAUAUAAUCGUAGAUAUGGGUCAACAACCUCCGCGAAAUUUGCGUUGCCGCCCAAUUAUAAUACAGCAUUCUGCUAUUUUACAAGCUGGAAUACCUAUUCAAGUUGAGUCGCGCGUCAAUCUGUCGGCACCAAAUGCGACUAACAACAAUAACACCACAGAUGAUGGAAAUGAAGCCACUCGACCAUCAUCUCCUACUUCGGCAGCAUCAGAUCAAACUAGUCGAUCUAGUAAUGCAAACAAUCGAUCAAUGACGCAAACUGCAAAUGGUCAUCAAAAUCAAUCAUCUUUACUAGGUACUCUGCUAAACCUGCCAAGCAAUGUAGAGUUGACCAUGGAGUUAAGUCCUCAAAGUGCAAUGGACUUAAGCUCUCCAAAUGCGGCGGACAGUACAGACAAUGAACAGGGUCAAAUGGGUGCAUCUGGAGGUUUGUACUCGAUGUCUCCACCCUUUGCGUUGAUUCGCGACGCGUUGCAAAGUGUUUUAAGUGAACGACACUCACAGAUGGAAACAUCAAGCGGAUCAUCGAUGAACAUGCCAUCGAAUAUUCCGUUUGUGACAAUCGUAGGACAACAGAUUGAUUUUGGCACACCGAAUUCUGGACAAAGUACACAAGCUAGAAGUAACAUCGGCACGCACCCAACUACGUCUACUCAGACACGCAGUACAGCGCGACCACACGUACUACAUCCGCACACGCAUCCGCUGGGCAUGGGUAUGGGAAUGACACAGAACAUGGAUUUCGAUCCGAUUCUGCCAUGCCAUUCGCACCACAUCCGCAGAGCACCACCGGCUACGGCUAACUCUACUUCUACUUUCCAAUCGAAUCAGGCUAAUCAAUCAACGACUUCGGAGAGCCGUAGUCGAUCGCAAUCUGCAUCGCGCUCAUCUACCUCAGCGAGAACCGUACCACAAACAGUCAAUAUGCGUGAUCUUGAAAAUGAUGGUCAGACCUUAGGAAAUGGUAUAGAUAUAAAUAUAGUUGGUGGAGAUUUACAUAUUUCGUUAAUUGGAAAUAUGCCUAAUACUAGUGAGGUACCGUUAGUAGAAAUAUUAAGGUCGUUUAAUCCACGUAUUGAGGAAAUAACAGAAGAAAAUUUUUUGAUCGCCCUAUGGCUAUUUAUGUUAAGAAACGUAACGUUCGGAGGCCUGAUGCAACUCGGCCUAGGUCAGUCUGGACCUCUGGUCAAUCUAAGACGGCGUCUUCAAGAAUUUCUAGAACAUUCCUUCCCCGAUGCACUACAAACUACUACUCUUCAGGACCGCGUUCUUGAAGAAAUCGUAACCCUUAGUCGGCCGUACCUUCAAGCUCUCUUUGUACCUGAAAUAGAAACAGCUAGCAGACAAAUCGACAUACCAGCAACAGUUGAAGCUUUGUUGCGAACAUUUUCUUCUGAAUUUUUAAAACUUUUAUUUAACAAUGACUUCGACAACGCAACUUUUGCCCAAGAAACCGUUACAUUAGCAAGAAAGUUGGAAGAUCAAUCCAGUGCAGUUUUGCGGCACAUACUUGAAAGAAGAAACAUUUCACUUGACACCAUUAUUUCUCGCUUUGUAAGUCAAUUUAUAGGUGAACACCCACUUUUACAACAAACUGUUCUUGGAAUUCUUAGCACGAGAAUACGUGCUUUUGCAACGAGAACGACGCAAAUGACACAGUCGGAAAUCGCAUCCCUACUGGUGUAUAAAAAUCAGCCGUCCGCGCCACCAGCUGAAUCAUCAGAGCCGAUUCCGAGUAAGCCACGGGUGAAGACCGAGAUUCAACCAGAGGAUCAAGCACAAGCUCAAGCACUACCCCUACAAUCAGAGCAACAGCAAUCGCUAAAGAAAGAAAUUAAAAAAAAAGAUAAAUUAGAACUCAAACCGGAGCUUUUCUUACUUGCUAAACAGGCUAUGGAAACUGAUUCACUGUCUGACAAAAAGCUGGAUGAUCCAAUGGAUUUGAACGGAGAAGAGAUUCCAGAAACGUUCCCAGGAGCAGAGCAUUUACCUCCUAUUGCAAAAUUAAAUUUGUGAGACGAUACAAAUGCAGACACAAUAAAUCGAGGAAUGGGUGCCGAUAAUAGCUCGCGACUCGGUGAUUCAACGUCGACAGACUCAGCUACAAGCCCAACAAGGUGGACCUAUCCCUUUCAGCGAUGCUUACCUCAGUGGCCUGCCUAGCAAGCGGCGUAAGCUGAUUGAGCAGCAAAAGCCACAGCUCCUGGUGAGCCCAACAGCAAACUCCACAGCGAUUACCGCAUCCGUCGAACGAUUGGUUCGCGAGGGUAUUGGUCACACGCAGCUAGAGGAAGCUGAAGGAGCAGCUCACGCGGUGGCCGCAACGCCUGCAGUCAGAAAUGCUUUCGGCCAGGCGAUCAAGGACUGUUUACACCCCGGAAGACUCAGGACGCCCGACUUUCCCAACUCGGCGAGGUUUCCCAACGCCAGCAGACUGUUUGCCGACCAGAAUAAAGAACAGAAGGCCAAUACGUCUGCCACGACGGCAAACAAAUCGAGCAAGUAGGGCUCGGGGCUCAUUAAAACGAGAGACUCUUUACCAUCGCCGCCGCUACUACUUUCUCUGGUGGAUGACAGGCGGGCUGCUCUCGCUGCCCUUUGUUUCUGUUUUCUCGUGCUCGUCGUUAGUUUUUUAGCAAUUCUCUGAGUGCACUUUUGGGAUUAGUCGGGUCGAGCGAACCGAUGAAAGCAAGCGCUCGCCUCGUAGAAUCCAGAGUUAGUGUGCGUGGAGAAGAGUGUAACGUGCUGUCUAUGAAUGCGGGAAUUUUUAACAAACAAGAGAAAGAAGCUGAGAUAAACAAUGUUGCGUACGAUGGGCUGCAAAGUAGUUUUUAUCUACUACCAUACGAUUAUUUUUUCUUUUUGAUAUAAAAAAUAUAUUUUCCUCAGUGAGAAGUGAUGUAUGCAAAAUCUACUACAAAAUAUCUGCGACAAUUUUCAAACAUAAAAUGUAACGAACAGUAAGAAAGAAACUACUUUGUAUUAGAAAGCAACAUUACACCAAGAUUUAUAUUUUAUCAUAUCCAAUUAUUAAGAAAAUCGUAGCAUUCUAAAAAAACUUCGUAAAAUAAACAUUUUGUAAUAAUUUUAUUACGGUUUUAUAACAUUUUUUUAGAGUGCUUCCGAUACCUGCAUACUUUGUAUAGUUGUGUGCGGUACAAGUUGCGCAAUACUUUUUUUCGAUGUGUCAGCAGUCAGAUCACCAUAUCUUUUAUCGCAUCUAAUACUGUUGCAAUGAUUUUGAAUUUCAUUAAUUAUACAAUUAAUUUAUUUUUAUUUUACGUGUAUUCAUUGCGUUAACUUCUUUCUUUUUCCCGCUGUAGUAUGUAUUUGUACACAGGACACGAAGAAGCUUCAAUCAAAGAUAUAAAUUGACGGAUGAAAGAAAGCGGAAUUGUGGCAUUUCGUUGUCCUUAUGUGUCAUCACGUCUCCAAUGUUAUGAUAGAAUUAUACAAGAAAAAAGAUAACUGGCGCAAGUAUUUGUGCUUCAUCGCGGUUAAUUUAAAACAUCCUUAAUAAUAUUAAUAAAUAUAAAUAUGGUAAUAACAAUGAUUAUAGCAAAGUGUUAAAUAACUCGUUUCGAGCUAAUGCUGCAUAUUACGUGAGCAGUAAUUACUAUUGAAUAGAAAGUAUGACAAAAAUAUGUCGUGAACAGUUAACAUAAUCUAAUGUACGCGUAUGUUCGCUGCUUAUAAAGAUAAACUAAAGGUGAUAGUUUGUACUUUGAAGGAUUUGCCGAUUCUUUGAUUACCUAAGGAUUAUAUGGAAAUGAGUUUGCAAAAACCUUUAUAUUAUACAUUAUAUUAUUUUCACCAUGGUUAUCAUUUAAUAACACUUGAAAUAAAAACCAGUUUUUCAGUAUGAUCAA